CGACGCACUCUCAUUCCGUCGUCAGCUUUCGAUCGAGUUACUGUCACCAUGCCGCCCAAAGCCAGUGGUAAAGCCGUCAAGAAGGCCGGUAAGGCCCAGAAGAAUAUUACGAAGACUGACAAGAAGAAGAAGCGCAAGAGGAAGGAGAGCUACGCUAUCUACAUCUACAAAGUAUUGAAACAAGUCCACCCUGAUACUGGAGUUUCCAGCAAGGCGAUGAGCAUCAUGAACAGCUUCGUCAAUGACAUUUUCGAACGUAUUGCUGCUGAAGCCUCUCGUCUCGCUCAUUACAACAAGCGAUCAACGAUCACGUCUCGGGAAAUUCAGACCGCUGUCCGACUCCUGUUGCCUGGUGAACUUGCCAAACACGCUGUCAGUGAAGGCACCAAAGCCGUCACCAAAUAUACCAGCUCUAAGUAAAUGACUUUUGAAAACACCAAACGGCCCUUUUUAGGGCCAACAAAAA
Messenger RNA from Venturia canescens, 466 nucleotides. Its product is annotated as histone H2B. Gene Ontology annotation, cellular component: nucleosome. The coding region runs from base 49 to 420 and encodes 123 amino acids. The transcript has a single exon. NCBI's taxonomy places the organism in Eukaryota, Metazoa, Arthropoda, Insecta, Hymenoptera, Ichneumonidae. The record is from RefSeq and is a predicted model, not a curated record. Gene Ontology annotation, molecular function: protein heterodimerization activity; DNA binding; structural constituent of chromatin.